Ostertagia ostertagi is the source of this 1356-nucleotide messenger RNA. NCBI's taxonomy places the organism in Eukaryota, Metazoa, Nematoda, Chromadorea, Rhabditida, Trichostrongylidae. The record is from the annotation of a GenBank genome assembly.
AUGGCGAAUGAAGUGAACGUCCAUGCGAGGGUAAAGAUGGCGGGUUCAACGAUGGAGGCCACGCAAAUGAAAGUGAAGGCCGCUGUUGAUGGCAUGAUCGACGACCUGGAUCGGACUUACCUACGAGACAUGCAAAAACAAAUGUUUCUGUGUUCCGCAAAGUGUUGCGAGCAUAAGGAGAGUUCUCGUGAAAUUGUCGAAAACUGCGUAGAAAAAUGUAACGGUGGUAUGAAAAAAGCCCAACGAACCCUCGAAACGGAACUAGGAGGACUUCAGGAGCAACUUUCGCGCUGUGCAAUGACUUGUUAUGACAAACUAGUUCAAAAAUUUGGGCCUGAUGUUAAUAAAUAUACAGAAGAUCAGAUGGUUGCAUUCAAUACGCAAUUGGAUAAAUGUGUAGCCGUAUGUGCUGAUGAUCAUAUAAAAUUAAUUCCAAAAAUAAAGGAGCGAUUUGUGAACGAUGCGACGAUGACCGCUUUGGUACUUUUACUUCUACUGACCUUGACGCCCACUUGUUGGAGCAUUGGUAAGAAAGUGCCCGUGCAGUUUGGCAGGGUAUGUGGCUUUGGAGACUUCAAUGGUGAUAGAAAUACUGACGUGCUUGUACAGCGAGGGACAAACCUCACAGUUUUAUUACAGGAUGACGAGUUGCUAAACGUGCUUGAGGAAGGAGUUUUCACGAAUUCGACUUCGUUCCGCGUUGGUGACGACGUUGUUGAAUGCUCUCUUGGCGACUUUAAUGGAGACACGAAGCUCGAUGUUUUGGCUAUUGAUGUAGACGGGAACGGAUGGCAUGAUGUACUGGGGUUCUUCGAGAACGGUUCGAUGUACUGUGUGACAUUUAGUCGUGAUGGCACUGUGGCACACGAUUGCAAUUAUCUUUUCCCGACCUUUGUUAAAUUGGAUCCUUAUCCCAAAGUUCCUCACCUUUUUGUUGACAUGACAGGCGAUCAUCUUGCUGAAAUUGUUUUUAUGGAUACAACAGUUUCAAAUGGUGCGAAGUUCCUGACGCCACGAAUGUGGGGCCGUUACAAAAACGGUUGGAGAGAAACUCCCACAGCAAUCAGCCAAAUACCCGGUGAACAUCAGUUCGUUGGCGCUCCUUUGGCUGCCGAUUUCGACGCAGACGGCUUGAUAGAAUUGCUUGUGCCAAUUUGUCGAAAGGAAGAUUGCAAGCAGGUGACGGAAUUUGCUAACUGGCAGUAUAAUCGCGGAUGGAGCACGAACGCGUUCGAUUUGCAGAAUUUCACAAUCUUAUCGAUGAAGGACUCACUUGAUGCUUUCGAGUUGAGACUUCUCCAACCUCGAUGCUACACGGAAUCUUGUGGCAACUUUGGUUUGAAACAUAGAGCCUAG